This is a messenger RNA of Paramuricea clavata, 3345 nucleotides long. Lineage: Eukaryota; Metazoa; Cnidaria; Anthozoa; Malacalcyonacea; Plexauridae. The record is from the annotation of a GenBank genome assembly.
GACAGGAGACAUUCAAACAGUUUGCUUGCUUGCUGUCAAUUCGUUGUCAAACAAGUUGUUUAAAGAUUCUGCAAAAGUAAAUAAUUGGAUACAAAAGUAAGUUGUCCUUCCUUAUUUCUUUGAUGUCCCCCUACCUCCUCCGCAGGCGCUUAGGGAGCAUUUCGGGCAGGUUCGGAAAAUGCGGGUCACAGGCGAGAGCGCCUGCCGAGUAAUGUUUUCAAGAUGGCGGGUGCUAUAAAUCGAAAUUUUCAUUUUGACUUUACUAAUUACUAUUAUGACUUAAUAUACAACAUACAUACCAGCACUGAUUUAAUAGAUCUAAAUAAUAUUUAGAAAUAGCAUCCAGUGGUCUUGGUAGACUAAAAAGUACUUAUAACUAGCCACCGCUUUUCGAUGCCGAUGGAGACUGUUUUAUAAAGUGUUUAUACAAUGCAAAUACAACAAUAACAACAUCAACGAUAUUACAUGCAUCUACAUAUUUUGCUACUAAGCCUAUGAUAAGCCAUUUCAAAUACUUUAGAUAUGAUUCAAACAUCAGUCUGCAUGAAACAGUAAAAGCACAAUUUGAAAGAUGGAUAUGGUGAAAAACUGAAAAUAUAUUUGCAUAUUAAAAAAUACAUUCACAAUGUAUUAAAAUAGAAGUAAUAUAGCGUCUCAUUGUUCGCUUGUUCUUUGUCUUUUGAGUGAUAAUAACACAAUGUCUGCAUGUAGAACUCCAUUACCACAAAAAUCUACAUACCAAGUCCAUUUCAAAAGACGAUAUAUUGAGAGUAUCGACAUCGCUGCCGUCGAACGACCAGCAUAACUUAUGUCAAUAUGUCAUAUGCCCAAAAAUACUGUUUCAUGUUUCAGCGGAUCAAAUUUCUUCAGAAUGUAAUUCGAAACAAAUCAGAAGGCCCAGAAGAUAAAAGACGUCAUGUCGCGGAUGGUGGGAUGUGGAUGAACAGCAGAUCUUGGUGCACUUUAAACUUAAAUAAUAUUUCUCUGUAUUUUCUGCGUUCUCGUAUAAAUAUGACGCCGGUCGUAUAUCGAUUUCUUUCUUUAUUUGCCGUAUUUCCAUUUGAUAUUUUUGUCAGCAAGUCCAGAAUUAAUCCAGCUUACGUGAGAAAUUAAUUUGAACUAAUGAUGGACGAAAUUUCAAAGAGAUUUUUUUGGAUUCCCGAUUUUCGACACAUAUUCCCGAUUUUCGACACAUUAUAUGGCAGGCCCUUCGCGCUUCGCUUCAAGUUCUAAAAGUGGCCCGCAAAAAUUUGCACCGCCCGCAAAUGUGCCCGGAAAAAGGGCCUGCGGAGGAGGUAGGAUGUCCCCUCAGUUGGAAGUUGCAUAUAUGCAUGAUUAAAUCUUCGAACUUUUAAGCUUGUUAUUUGGCUUUCUGUAUUUUACUAGAAAAUACAUGCAUGCAGAAACCCUCGCCUUACUGACAAAACCAUUGUAUUUUCCGAAAAUAACAUGAAGUAUUUAAAGUAGUUGUCAUGGUAACACGAUAAUUUUAUCAAGAAUAUUUUUAAAAUCGAAAAAUCCCCUAAAAUAUCACUUUUAAUUACAAAAUUAUCAAUUCCCGAAACAUAUAUAUGUUAGGUAUGUAGGAUAUUAUUGAACUGUGUAGGAUAUUAUUGAACUAAAUAAUUCAAGAAUAGCUAAAAGCCAUUUGCCAAUAUAAAUGGAUUCAGAAUUUUUAUUAACCCACAGCGAAAAGUGUGAAUUUUAUUUAUCGCUCCCUCAACUAGCGGACGGUUUAUAAGAAAAAGUUGUUCAUUCUUUUGUAGUGCAUUUUUAUUUGAAAUAGACUUAUUCCAACACCUCUAAUGUUUCAGUUACCGUGAUUUGCUGGAUAGAUGGGGGCUAUGGCAUCAAAGGUGAGCAGACCAACCCAACUCUCAACCACUCACCGCUUGCGUGUUGGGUAUAGGCUAAUAGCAUGGUUUCCAGUGCAAUUUGGAUAAAACAUGCACGAGUGAUUUUUCAAAGACAAUAUCAAAAUAUCAAAAUAGCAUGCACGAGUCCGAAGAACGAGUGCUGGUUGAAGUCUUUGAAAAACUCACGAAUGCUUGGUUGAUCCAAAUUGCGCAAGAAAACAUGCAUUACCUACUAAUAAUAUCCAGGAAAAAUUGUUCAGAACUUCACAAUUCAAAUGUGACUCGAACGUUUCGAACUCACUUAAGACGUUGACAUGGAACAGUUGCAUGUGCAUGAAUGGGACGGGAAUUCGAAAAUGGUAAUUUUUGAAGCAACCGAUCAAUUCUUUCAUCCUUGUUUAUGACGUAGUAGAUAAUCCAUAUACUGUCAACCUAUUUAAUGUGACCGAGAGAGGUAUAGUACAUGCAUGUAAUACUAUAUGCAGUUUUGUUAUCGCGAGGCUAUUCAUAUUUGAAAAUAUAAUGCUUUCUCCAAACCGCAGUAAAUACAGCAAACUAGUGCUUUAUUAUCAUACCAUAUGUCAAGGAAUCAUGCAAUGCAUUAGUAGAAAUGAUAAAUAGAACCAUGCAAUUCGAUCAAAUUGAGUUAUAUUGUAAUAUCUUUCUUUGUCUUAUAGGAGGCAAGGCGUUUUAAUAGGUGACCUUUGAAUUUUCCUUACAGGUGUUAUCGUAUCAUUCUGUUUCUAUUUUUAUAGAGCUGAAUUUGAUAUCUACCACAGUACCAAGGCUGCAGGUGUUCCGAUAGAGUCGCAGCAAGUCCUUGUUAGCUGUACAUUUUGUGGUAAUUCCAUCUUAGCAAAGAAUCCAGUUUCUCAGGCUGGGAGAAAAUUGCGAUAUCUUACACCAAGAGAAAUCCCCACGAACAAAGUGAAGGUAAGUGUUUCAAUUCUAUUUUACAGAAUCAUCCUAUAAGAGAUAUGAAAAACAUUUCACUUUCAAUUCUCGUUGGCUCGACAGAUUAAUGGAUAGAACGGCAGUUCGACUCUAAUGGAUUUCAUAGACGAUAUGUAUGCAAAUAUAAGGCGGGUUCAACGGAAUGAGCUGAAAAUUGACGGAAAUGUAAUAACUGAUAUACCGCGGGUGUCCCAGAAAAUAAGUCGUGCUGUUUGAUUUAAUAUAACAAAAAAUGUAGAACAGGUAAUAUUACUUUCAAUAUUUUUAUUUCCAUUAAAGAAAACCUAACUAAAAUUGUGGUAUAUAUCACUUUAACUAAUCCUGCAAAAUGUCAUUAGGUAAGCACAAAAAUGGCAUCAAACGCCUUAUUAAACUAAUCUGAAUACAUGUAAUUGACAUUCGUUCGCUUGAUUAUUGUAUUGCUUACUUGAUGAAGUUAUAACUUUUAAAUUUCAAAUUAUUUCCUUUAAAUUUACAAUUUGUUAAUUUGCCUUGGUCUAGACGAACUACUUUUUCCAGAUGACUACCUUUUUUC